Messenger RNA from Phascolarctos cinereus (koala), 2618 nucleotides. It is a transcript of the gene CHP1, whose product is annotated as calcineurin like EF-hand protein 1. Gene Ontology annotation, molecular function: calcium ion binding. The record is from RefSeq and is a predicted model, not a curated record. NCBI's taxonomy places the organism in Eukaryota, Metazoa, Chordata, Mammalia, Diprotodontia, Phascolarctidae.
CUUCCCUCUCCCCCUCCCCCCUUCCCUGCUGCUGCUGCUGCUGCUGCUGCCGCCGCCGCCGCCACCGCCGCCGCUGCCGCUGCUUCUGUCUCGGGAGCAGGUCGUCCGUCUCGGCGAUGGGUUCUCGGGCCUCCACUUUGUUGCGGGACGAAGAGCUCGAGGAGAUAAAAAAAGAGACCGGCUUUUCCCACAGUCAAAUCACCCGUCUCUACAGCCGGUUUACCAGUCUGGACAAAGGGGAGAAUGGUACUCUCAGCCGGGAAGACUUCCAGCGGAUUCCAGAGCUUGCCAUCAACCCCCUGGGGGAUCGAAUCAUCAAUGCCUUCUUCCCUGAGGGAGAGGACCAGGUAAACUUCCGUGGAUUCAUGAGAACUUUAGCUCAUUUCCGACCAAUCGAAGAUAAUGAGAAAAGCAAAGAUGUGAAUGGACCAGAACCACUCAACAGCCGGAGCAAUAAGCUACACUUUGCUUUUCGAUUAUAUGACUUGGAUAAAGAUGACAAGAUUUCCCGAGAUGAAUUGUUACAGGUAUUACGCAUGAUGGUUGGAGUGAAUAUUUCAGAUGAGCAGCUGGGCAGCAUUGCAGAUAGGACAAUCCAAGAAGCUGACCAGGAUGGGGACAGUGCCAUAUCCUUUACAGAGUUUGUCAAGGUUUUGGAGAAGGUGGAUGUAGAGCAGAAGAUGAGCAUCCGGUUUCUUCAUUAAUAGAUUGGGACCAAAUUGUUCCUGACUGCCUUGUAUUUAAGAAGCGGAACUUGAGUUUUUCUCCCUCUCCCUUCAGAGUCCCUCCCCUCCCCAAGCGCUGCUGCUGUUGCAUGACACACCUUGCCCUGUUUGUGCCAGCACACACCUGCCAGCCUUGGUGUUAGAAGCAGGGCACUAAGUUAUGAAUGGUACACCUGGGCUCUCCUGCUCUCUUUGGUUUUUCCCUCCACAGUUCUCCAUUUAUCAAUAUUGCCUUUCCUUUGUGUGCUGCUGUCAGCUAUAAAUCCAUCAGUCUGAGAAAGAGAGGGAGGGAAGCACUCCCACCCAUCCCCAAAGAGCCAACAAAGCCCCUUCCCUGGAUGGAGACUGGAGCCAUACGUACGUUCUAGUCAGGUUUUAGCACUCCUUCUCGACUUUCUUUAAUGUCUCUACCCGCACGUAUGUAACUACACAGCCAAUCCUUCGGUCUCACUGUUCCUUUUUAUUGAGUCUCACCCUCCCUUGCUCUUCCUUCCCCCAAGCUACACCUAUCACACUCGCACAUCUCUGAUUUGUCGGGGCUUAUAAGGUUGGUGAAGUGGCCUGAUGGUUUUUAACCACUUUCCACUCCGAACUGAGCUUCUAGGACCUUGCCUCUCCAGGAUCUUUUGGGUACCUGCUACUCUUCCUUGGGCUCUUUAUACCGUGUUGUAGUUGAAAGACUGCAGGAUGGAGGCAUCCUUCCUGAAAACAAGUGGCCAGGGUGAGAGGUGGAGGUCAAGCCCCCUCUGAGUGUGCUCACUUAGGUCACCUCACCUCUGAUCUCUGACCUACAUGAUUACUCUUGUUAGUACAGUAUUUACCCUUCAGAAACUGGCCAUCCACCUGGAAGCACACUUGAUCUCUAGGCAUGUAUUAUUGGGAUGGCAUCUGUGGCAAUAUGUAUGUGAAAUUUCUCAUGGCUCCUUGGAAAGGGAGGCAAGCUUAGCAUCCCAAGAUCCUCGGUAUUGACACUUGCUGCAUGGUUUAUACUUCGAUAUUAUUACCCUGAAGUAUCUUAUAUUUUGAGUGUCCAAGCAGACAAAUUAGUGUUAAGGAAGUGCCUAACUUAUCCCAGACCAAGAGAUUUUAAGAUUGUCCUCAGUAUCUUGAAGUUUUGCACACAAAUUAAUUCUCUUUAAAAUUGACAUUUGCAAAUGAUUACGCUGGAAUUCAUAGCCAGCUUAUAUUACAGGUCCAAAGAGAUGAAUGUAUUGCAAAGUUAGCCUCCUGGUUAACUAGCUUCCUAGAUCCUCAUAUAUACUGCAGCAGAUUCUUCAGAAACGAAGGGUCUGGCACUGAUUGCACAUCCUGAGGUGGAUUUGUAGGUCCUUGAAAAAAGCCAGAGCAACUUCCCUGCCAAAGUCAGCUUAACUGAGGCUUCCCUGAAUCAGGCUGUGCCAUGCUAACUGUUGUAUGAGUUGAUUCAUUUCUGUAUCUGCCCUGGACUGGCUUUUUCCUGGUUCCUUGCUUGCUUAUUUGCAUCAGAAGACUGAUCAAGGUGUACAUGGGAUUCUUUGGCAAGGUACCUUGCUUACCUAUCCUGAAUUUUAGAAUGCCAGGUGGAAAAAUGAGGUGGGUCAGAUGGGGCAGUGUAGAUGCAAAUUGCCAGUGACUUUCUCAUGAAGGAAUGAACCUAGAUUACUGCUCCAAUGAUGUAAUAUAGGAAUUGUAUAAAAGGGAAGAAUUGUCCAGUGUGAUCUGUUAGAGAGGUACUUUAGUGGCUUCAUGACUUGCAUAUUUAAGGUUCUUAAGGAAAAAAAAUGCAUUUUCCCCCUUUGGCUGUAUAGCAAACUGUUUUAAUCCACGGUUGUGCCUUACUGUUCCAUUAAAAUUGUAUUCUUUGAUCCAUCAAUAAAUACUUGUGGCUAAAACAAAUAAACAGCUCGUUUUAGA